AUGGCUCAGACAGCGGGCGUGAACGGUGAGUGGGCAUCGAGGUUGACAGCACGACGAAGGUGGUUGACAGCGGCGGGGUUCAAGGAGGUAAGGACGACGGUGAGGCUGGAGGUCGGGGCGGCGAAGGGGAGAGCCAGCAGCGUUCGAGCGGCGAAGUGGGGCGGAGAUGGGGCCGCGGAGGCCGGCGGUAGUCAAGGCGGAGCCGCGAGUACAGGGGUGGUCGGAGCUGCGUGGGUUUCGACGAAGGACGGUGGUCAAGGCGGUAGCUCGAGCGGCGGUGGCGACGGGGUCCAGAGCGGUGCGGGCGCCGGGUUUGGGAAGAAGAGAAUGAGAGAGAGGCGGUGGGUUCAAAAAUGA
Molecule: messenger RNA, 357 nt
Organism: Asparagus officinalis (garden asparagus)
Lineage: Eukaryota; Viridiplantae; Streptophyta; Magnoliopsida; Asparagales; Asparagaceae
Product: keratin, type I cytoskeletal 10-like
Exons: 1
Coding region: 1-357 (118 amino acids)
Source: RefSeq, a predicted model, not a curated record